Molecule: messenger RNA, 1585 nt
Organism: Hippocampus zosterae (dwarf seahorse)
Lineage: Eukaryota; Metazoa; Chordata; Actinopteri; Syngnathiformes; Syngnathidae
Product: galectin-related protein-like
Exons: 5
Coding region: 90-635 (181 amino acids)
Molecular function (GO): carbohydrate binding
Source: RefSeq, a predicted model, not a curated record
UCGUAAACAAUUCUCGGAUGUCGCCAACUUGACAGGUUGUGCUCAUUCGCGAUGACGUCACGUGCGCGCCUGGACAGACCCGUUCCAACAUGGCCGCCGGCUUGCGAGCGACGACGCGCGAGAGGAAGAAAUGGAAAAUUGACAGCACUGAGGCCCGAGCCGGCGCCGGCAGCGGCAGCGGCAGCGACGGUCAGCCGCUGACGGACAAUAAACUGGCGGUUCCUUUCCGGGGCGACAUUGGCGGCGGAAUGCAUCCUGGGAGGAAGCUGGUUGUCGUGGCCAUCGUGGACUCGCACCCUGACAAGUUCUACGUGGCGCUGACGUGCGGGCGCGGCACGCGGGGCCGGCCGCCGCCCGACGUGGCGCUCGAGACGUGCGUGCGCUUCGGGGGCCGGCGCCAAGUGCUGCGUCGGGCCUGCGUGGCCGGCGUCUGGGGGCGGGCCGACAGCGACGUGCCCUUCUUUCCCUUCAUCGCGGGGCAGCCCUUUAAGAUGGAAGUGGAGUGCGAGUCGGGCGGCUUCCGGGUCUUCGUGGACGCGCAGAAGCUUUUUGACUUCCGGCACCGGUUGGCGCCGCUGCACUCGGUGGACACGCUGUGGAUCAAAGGCAGCGUCACCAUCACCAAGCUGGGCUAAAGAGGCCACUCCUCUGCUGUCUGGAAGAAAUCCAAAGCUGGAUGGCACGACAUUUCUUCAAAUACAACGAAAAGAGGACAGAGGUGAUAAUGUUUGGUCCCAGUGGCCCUUGUACCUUCCAUCCUGAAGACUUGGGCCCCCUGUCUCCUUCUCUUAAGUCAACACUCUCAAACUUGGGCCUUAAAAGUGAUUUCAAACUCGAUCGGCAAAUUGGUGCCGUUGUCCUUUCACCUUAGACAGCUGGCCAAAAUAAAAGCUCUCCUCUCACAUGAACACUUUUCAGACAGUAAUUGAUGCCUUUGUCACAGCCCGGCUCGAUGACUGCAAUGCCCUUUACUUUGGAGUCAGCCAGUCCUCCAUCAAGCGCCUUCAGCUGCUCCAGAAUGCCGCCGCUCGCCUCUCGACUGGCACUCGCAAGAGGGAGCACAUAACUCUUACUCUGGCAUCGCUUCACUGGCUCCCCAUUCUUUUUCAAGAUCCUCCUCUUUGUUUUCAAAUCUCUGAAUAAUCUGGCGCCACCUUACCUGAGCUCAUCCUACACCUGGCCGGCGCCUCAGGUCUGUGGACCAGACAUUAUUAGAAGUAACUAAAGUGAGGCUCAGAGGGGACGCAGCCUUUUCUCUUGCCGGUCCCUCUCUCUGGAAUGAGCUCCCACUGAACAUUGGGCAAGCCUCCUCGCUGCCCGUCUUCAAAACCCUCCUCAAAACUCACUUGUAUUCUUUGGCAUUCGACUCAGCAUGACUUUGAUUUGUUCUUGGUUUUACUGUUUGGUGUUUUCUAGCGCCUUUACUACCGAUUUGUCUUACUGUUUAUUGUGCAUGUUCAACUGCUCCAUGUACAGCACUUUGGCUGCAGCGAUGGCUGUGUGAAAGCGCUCCAGAAAUACUCUUGACUUGACCGUGGGUGCCCAUGCUAGGUGGCUACGUGUUAGCAUGGUUUCGAGCACAUUC